AUGGUCUGGAUGAAGCUGGGCUCCGCCAACUUCUCCAGCUGCCCCAACGGCUCCAGCCAGUGGAUAUGGGACGUGCUGGGCGAGUGCGCCCAGGACGGCUGGGACAAGGCCAGUGUGGGCCUGGGCUUGCUCUCCAUCCUCUGCUUCGCGGCAUCCACCUUCCCCCAGUACAUCAAGGCCUGCAAGACGGGCAACAUGGACCAGGCCCUGUCGCUGUGGUUCCUCCUGGGCUGGAUCGGUGGAGACUCCUGCAAUCUCAUUGGCUCCUUCCUCGCUGACCAGCUGCCCCUGCAGACCUACACGGCCGUGUACUACGUCCUGGCCGACGUGCUGAUGCUGUCGUUGUACUUCUAUUACAAGUUUAAGAAGCGCCCCUCUCCGUGGUCUGCCCCCAUCAACUCUCUGCUCCUGUUCAUCCUGGGCGUGGCGUGCACCACCCCGCUGCUGAGAAGCGCUGGCUCGGUGGCUGCCCCGAGGGAGGUCUUCCAGGGGCGGACGCUCCUGUCCGUGGAGCCGGGCAGUAAGCCCUUCACGAAAAAGGAGAUCAUUGGCUUCGUCAUCGGCUCCGUGUCCAGCGCGCUGUACCUGUUCUCCCGGCUGCCUCAGAUCCGCACCAACUUCCUGCGGAAGUCAACCCAGGGGAUCUCGUACUCACUGUUCGCCUUGGUGAUGCUAGGCAACACGCUGUAUGGACUGAGUGUGCUGCUCAAAAACCCCGAGGAGGGCCAGAGUGAGGGCAGCUACGUGUUGCACCACCUGCCCUGGCUCGUGGGCAGCCUGGGUGUCCUGCUGCUCGACACCAUCAUCUCCGUGCAGUUCUUCAUGUACCGGCACGCCACCCCCUCAUCCGAGCGCCAGCCGCUCCUCCGCAGCUGA
This is a messenger RNA of Rangifer tarandus platyrhynchus (Svalbard reindeer), 876 nucleotides long. The record is from the annotation of a GenBank genome assembly. NCBI's taxonomy places the organism in Eukaryota, Metazoa, Chordata, Mammalia, Artiodactyla, Cervidae.